AUGAAUGAGUUAAAAGACAUAAGUGAAGAGGCUUACAACUGGUUCCUUGAAAAACCUCCUUCCCAGUGGACCAGAUCCCAUUUUGAAGAGCAUUCGAGAUGUGAUAUUCUUCUUAAUAAUUUGUGUGAGGCAUUCAAUUCUUCUAUUGUUGUUGUCAGAGACAGGCCCAUCAUCUCCAUGCUAGAGAAAAUUCGGCAUCAGCAAAUGAUAAGGAUGAAUGUAAAAAGGGAAGCGGCACAGAGGUGGGAUCUUGCAUUUGGGCCAAGAAUUGUGAAAAUCGUUGAAAAGACUAAGUCUGAGGCAAGGUACUUGAAGGCAGACUAUGCAGACAACCAUAAAUUUGAGAUAAGUAGCAGAGACAGUUUGAGGUGGAGCGUUGACUUGACACAACAUGCAUGUGCUUGCAGAAAAUGGCAGCUCACUGCAAUACCAUGUCCCCAUGCAAUAUCAGGCAUGCUUUCAAGGGAUAUUGGCAUAUAUGAGUAUAUCGACCCAUGGUAUAGUAAGGAGACAUACCUGAAAUGUUACUUCCCAGUGAUCCACUCGAUGUCAGGGCCUGAACUGUGGCCAGAAUUGGGAAAGCAUCCUCUCAAUCAACCUCAGAAGAGAAAACAUGCUGGCAGACCCAAAAAGUUGAGGAAGAGGUCACAGGUAGAGCCACUUGCAAGCAUUAAGAUGGGAAGGACUGGCAUGAAGAUGACGUGUGAACGCUGUGAAAGGUCUGGACAUAACAAAAGAAGCUGUAAGGAGUCACUGUGUAAUGAAGAUAAUUCACAGCAACAGUCUAAACCAACCACACAAGAAGAUACACAUACCAGAUCAGCGAAGGGGAAGAGAAAAAGCACAUUCAACGCAAACCUCCAAGUCAUAGACAAAGAAGUCCAAGCAUAG
Messenger RNA from Olea europaea var. sylvestris, 891 nucleotides. RefSeq lists its product as uncharacterized. Gene Ontology annotation, molecular function: zinc ion binding. The transcript has a single exon. The record is from RefSeq and is a predicted model, not a curated record. The coding region runs from base 1 to 891 and encodes 296 amino acids. Lineage: Eukaryota; Viridiplantae; Streptophyta; Magnoliopsida; Lamiales; Oleaceae.